This is a messenger RNA of Vigna unguiculata (cowpea), 555 nucleotides long. RefSeq lists its product as uncharacterized. Gene Ontology annotation, molecular function: zinc ion binding; nucleic acid binding. The record is from RefSeq and is a predicted model, not a curated record. NCBI's taxonomy places the organism in Eukaryota, Viridiplantae, Streptophyta, Magnoliopsida, Fabales, Fabaceae.
AUGGAGGAGUGGCGUUGCAGGAAAUUUGAAGGUGGCCUAAGGCAUGAACUGAGGCGCUUCAUUGUACCGUUGAGGGUCAAGAAGAUUCCUGUCUUGGUCGAGCAGGCCAAGAGUGUGGAGCAGUUGGAGAUGGGACCCAACAGACCUGCAGGUAGUGGGGGAAACAGUGCUAGCACUCGCAAGUGCUAUGCGUGUGAUCAGCCGGGGUACUUUGCCAGUCGGUGUCCUAAUAAGAAGACUACCACGGGAGCACGACCUCCAUCAUCUUCGUCAGACAGGCCUAGAGCAGCAGGCCGAGUCUUUGCUUUGACCAGCACAGAGGCCACUCAGUCAAGUAGUCUUAUACUCGACUUUUGCUUAUUGUUGGGUAACCGGGUGUUAGUGUUGUUUAAUUCAGGAGCUUCGCACUCCUUUAUAUCUCAUGACUGCGUGAAGAAUUUGGGAUUGUCGACUCGUGAUCUGGGAUGCGAGUUAAUAGUCUCAACACCAGCAUCUGGACAGGUUUCAACUAAUUCUGCCUGUGUUAGAUGCUCGAUAGAGGUAGAGGGCAGGUGA